Molecule: messenger RNA, 1949 nt
Organism: Styela clava
Lineage: Eukaryota; Metazoa; Chordata; Ascidiacea; Stolidobranchia; Styelidae
Source: RefSeq, a predicted model, not a curated record
AGGUCGUUCGAGGGCCCCAAAAUCUUAGUUCGUGGACCGCAUAUGGAGGCCAUAGUUUGCCGGUCACUGUUCUGCACGAACGUGUCUUUAGGAGGGUCAAUGGUUCAAAUUCCUAUUUUCACGUGACAUUCUCGGUCAGCUUGUUUAACACAUCGUCACGUGAUCAAAACAACAACCCUGAUCAGCUGGCGACUGACUGACAGACUGGACUGGGGAGGUUGCCGAGGUUCUGGCCAUGUUUUGUCCCAGAAGAUUUAUUAGACAGCGAUGGGUAUUGGCUGCGAUACUUGGUUCUUCGAUUAUAUAUUUUACUUAUAAUAUGGCGUACAGACCUCGAGACAUAUUUAUAAAAGAUAGGAACCGAAACUUGUUGCAGGUAUCUUCAGACGAGAGAAAGUUAGAUGCUGAAUCGAUCAUCAGAGUGUUGAAGUGGCAUUCAUCUAACAAAAACUGGGGUAACAGCAGUAGAUAUGAUGAUACUGGAGAAAAAGUUUAUCAAAAAUGCAGAAACUCUGUGCAGGGUCGAGAAUUGAUAGCAGAUGACAGAGGUUUUGUUUGCAGAAGAGAUGAUGUUGAAUCACGUGGAUGUUGUGAUAUUGACGCUAUUUUUACAAAUAGAUAUGCAUGCGACACUUGUGUCAAAUCCAACUGCUGCAUGAUAUUUGAACAUUGUGUGUCAUGCUGUCUACAACCAGACAAGAAGCAACUUCUGGAGAAAACCAUCAGAUCAGCUGUGGGUUCUUUACAGAAGAUGAUAUUUACAAGUGUUAAAGAUCAGUUUGAAUUAUGCUUGUCAAAAUGCAGAACAUCUUCAUCCAGUGUUCAACAUGAAAACACAUACAGAGAUUCAAGCAGAAAACAUUGUUUUGGGACAAGCCCUCCAGAAUUACACUUAGGCUGAAGGUAGGAACAUCAUGUUCUCAAGAUACACCAAAGCGGAAAAUGAAAUGAGGAGCGUUUUACAUGGAUUGGCGUCACAGAAGAUAUCCAAUUGGCUGUCAAAGCCUUACAACUUGUGGCAGAUGCACAAAUUUGGGAAUGAGUGAACAAAAGGGCUGGCUGUUUCAUUAUUGUCUAAAGCAAACAUAAUACCUCGCCGAAACGAAGCUAUUCUUAUUGAAAAGAUUAUAUUUAGUGCAGCUUUGUUUUUUAUAUCAUGAAAAGGGUUAGUAUAAAUUUACUUCAGAUUCAACCAAACCUGUUUAAGAGUGUGGUAUUGGAGCUAGAGUCAAGUAUUACCUAAUUAGAAUUUUUAAUUGAAACAGCAUAAGAAUCGCCAACUUUCGAUUUCUUUGACAAGGGUUUUUUGUUAAUCAGGAAUGGGCAAUCAAAAUCAGGCUCUACACUUCUUAUUGUGAAAUAAGUCUCGGAGAAUAUCAUGGUUAUUGAAUAAAAGUGAAGCAAAAGCAGUUUUUGUAAUAUUUAUUGUUAAAUUUUAUUAUUCAUCGAACGAUGACAUAAAAAAUUUUCAAAACUCAAACUGAUGGUAGAUCCCAAUCAAUCAGUAAUUAAAUGGUUUUGCUAUCUACAAACAUUUUUAUUUCUCAUUCCUCUGAUAAUAAUCUAGACUAGAGCAAAGUGUCCCAAAUUUUCUGUUCAUUGGUUCCUUUAUGACAAUUUAUAGAUCACUCGUGUGCCCCCAAAUUUCUCAGAUUUUUGACUGCUCAACUUGAUCGGAUUCACAUCUUAUUUUCCUCCUUUGGGUGAAUCAUUAUAUUGUUUUCUUUAAAAUUAAUUACCCUAGUUCAGUUCAGUUUGAAAAUCCUCCCGAUUAGCACCAAUCAAAGCACACAAGAGUUAUUCCUUUCCUGAUAAUGUAAUCUAAGCUUAUAACGCACUCUUUAUCGGCUGAGUGAGCCCAGAGAUUUUAUCCAAUGUGAUGGAUGAGCCUGCCUUUGACCAACAAGCUUAUUGAUACGAGGUGAAAUAUAUCAACAGCUCAAAGGAAA